Messenger RNA from Spodoptera litura, 1210 nucleotides. Its product is annotated as testis-specific serine/threonine-protein kinase 3. Gene Ontology annotation, biological process: microtubule cytoskeleton organization; protein phosphorylation; intracellular signal transduction. Lineage: Eukaryota; Metazoa; Arthropoda; Insecta; Lepidoptera; Noctuidae. The record is from RefSeq and is a predicted model, not a curated record. Gene Ontology annotation, molecular function: ATP binding; tau-protein kinase activity. Gene Ontology annotation, cellular component: cytoplasm.
CGGUUUUGACAAAAAUGACAGCAUGUAUAAUAUAAAAAAAAUUCAUGUGAAAAAUAAAAUGAGGCAAAAUUCAAUAUAACAUGUGACUUUACUAAACUUCAAUUUUAUAUAUAAGUAACAUUUCUGUGAUAUGCCGGGACCCGAUGUGAGAGCUAAUGAAAAUGUCCUCGGCGAGAUGUCGACAGAGCCCACUGCGACUGUGCAUAGUGGCGUAGAAGCGAAAACUGAAAGAAAACUUACUGUCCUUGAGUCACAUGGAUACGUCCUUGGUCGAACCAUUGGGUCUGGUUCUUAUGCCACAGUCAAGGUUGCAACCAGCGACCGACAUAACUGUCAAGUGGCAAUCAAAAUAAUUAGCAAGUUCCAAGCACCGGGUGAUUAUCUGAAAAAGUUUCUGCCAAGAGAAAUAGAAGUCGUAAAAGGUCUCAAACAUGAGAACCUUAUACGAUUUCUCCAAGCUAUAGAAACUACUCAUAGGGUCUAUAUUGUGAUGGAAUAUGCCGAAAAUGGCAGUCUCCUAGAUAUAAUACGCAAGGACCAACAUAUCGAUGAGGUGCGAGGUCGACGCUGGUUCCGACAGCUCGUGGAGGCGGUUGAUUACUGUCAUGAACGAGGAGUUGUACAUAGGGACAUAAAAUGCGAAAACUUGCUAAUGGACCAUGGUUUGAACAUUAAACUUUCGGAUUUUGGUUUUGCUCGCGGUCAUAUGAAGCCGAAGAAUGGAGUAUACGCUCUGAGUGAGACUUUCUGCGGAAGUUAUGCUUAUGCUUCGCCAGAAAUCUUGAAGGGAGUUCCUUAUAGGCCACAGGACUCAGACAUUUGGAGUAUGGGAGUGGUUCUUUACGCUAUAGUGUAUGGAAGACUGCCUUUUGACGAUACGAAUUAUACGCAGUUGCUCAAACAAGUGCAAAACAAAGUAUCAUUCCCUCGUGAGCCGAAAGUAUCAACCGAUUGUCGCAAGCUAAUCACGAAAAUAUUGGCUCCUUUGAAAGUGCGCGUGAAGAUACCUCAGAUCCUGGCAGACACGUGGAUCAACCCGAACCAACCAGCUAAGGACGAAGAGGUGGAUACAGCACAGGAAAACGCGCAAGUCAGCAAAGAAGAAAUAAAAAGCGUGAAUAUUGGCACUGUGACUUUCGACAGGAAGUUAGAGGAAGUGAAAUGAUAAUGAUAAUAAAGCAACCAAUCAGAAAAUAGUGAAACAUUUAAA